CAAUCGCAAUGGCGUACAAGCGGCCCCGCGCCUCGUCCCCCUCGCCCGCCCCCAAGCGCUCCCGCCAUGCGCCCGCCACAUACGUCUCCUUGGGCACAGAGCUCCCCGACGAGGAAGCCGACCAUGGCGCCUUUGUGCCCGUCUGGAAGCAGACCGUGACCGACGAGCGCGGCAGGCGGAGGCUGCACGGCGCAUUUACCGGAGGCUUCAGUGCAGGUCGGGUCUAAGCAAGGAUGGACCCCAAAAACAUUUGUCUCCUCGCGGGCCAACCGCGCCAAAGACCAGUCUGCAGGCCAGCCCCAACGAGCAGAGGACUUUAUGGAUGAAGAGGACCUGGCCGCAGCCGCCGAGUCGCGCCAGCUCGAGACCGCCCACAACUUUGCUGGCAUUGGCGGCUCGGCACAAGCCAACGACAAUGGCUUCUUCGGCCUGUUCAUGACCCAGGAAGAGACCAUGGGCGUAAAGCUUGCCCAAAAAAUGGGCUGGCGACGGCAUCAGGGCAUCGGUCGCAAAGUGCGCCGGAAUGCCGACCUGGAAGACGGCGCAGCCCGCUCCACCCAAGACUCUACGCAUUUAUUUGCGCCCCGAGAUGCUCGCAUCAUGGCCAUGCCGCCGGGGGAUGUGCGCCGCAAGGGCUUGGGGUAUACAUCGGAAGCGCGCCUCGGCGUUGUGCAAGACGAAGAGGCCGAGGACCGCUCUUCGAAAUUCAGUCUCCACUAUAUUGAAGGCCCCAAGAAGGCGCCGGCGGUGAAGAAACCCGCGACCAAGAAGUCCUCGUUUGGCGUCGGCGUCCUCAACGAUACCGGCUCCGACGACGAAGACCCGUACGAACUGGGCCCCAAGAUCACCUUCAACAAGACUAUCGGCAAGGAUAAGAAGGCGAAAAAGCCAAGCAAGUUCGCCAAGCCAGGAGCUGGAGAGAAGCACGUGUUUGUGUCCAAAAAGAGUACUUCGAAAGCUUUGGUUUUGACGAGCCGACCAUCUAUCGACGGCAAAUCGCCGCUCAAGGGGUUCGUCUUUGCAAGCAGCUUUUCACAUGUCACGAGCAAACCAAAGUACCCGCCACCAAAGAUACCCCCAGGUUGGAAGUCUGCCAAAAGCGCCGCUCCAGCGUCGGAAUCCAAAGAGUAUCAGUCCGUCGCAGACGCGGCAAAAGCAUCGACUCUCAACGCAAAAGACCGCUCGGUCCUACUUGGCGAGAAGCCUCUGCCUGGAAAGUCAAUCUUCGAUUUCAUACCCAAGGAUGCUCGCGAUCGUCUCGCAGCACUAUCUGGCAAGGCCGAUCUUCCCCAGGGUCUUGGAGAGUCUGCCCCAGAGGGACACUUGGCAGCCAACAAGGCCCAGGCAAAAGAUUUAUGGAGCCUUGUUCCCGCGCUUGAAAAGAGCUCAGCUGCGGGUGCUCUGGCAAAAGGUGCAACUGGCUGGAUGCCCUAUGCAGAAGACCUGGACAAGCGCGCGCGAUAUGUUGGCUUCUUACAGCUGCGGGCUGGGCUCAAAGACGACUUGCCAGAACGUCCUGACGGCGUCUCCGUGUCGGAUUGGGUCAAGGAGCUGCAGGAGUUUGCUCAUGCGGCACAGGUAUUCAAGCCAACGACUGGCAUCAUGGCAUCCCGAUUCACCUCUUCAUCGUCCACAAUAGGCGGAAACAGUGGUGCAGCAAGCGACAAUCUUUUGCGGCAACCCGUGGCAAAACCAGAGGACCCGGCUGAAUCCGCUGCAAGACUGGGCAUGUACGGUCCCAUGACGCGGAGCACUUUUCCCUUUCAUCCUUCGCGUCUUCUCUGCAAGCGCUUCAACGUCAAGCCUCCACCCGACAUGCCAUCCGAGUUUGACGACGGCGAAAGCAGCUUCAAGCCACAGACGGAAGAAGCCUUGUCCAAGUCGACAAUGGAUAGACUGCAGCACGAGUUCUUGACCAAUGGCUCUGCUCUUCAGCGCCCAGCGUGGAUGAACCAACCAGCCGAGGCGUCUGUCCCCUCUGCUGCUGUCCCGCAGACUGAACAUGCAACAGUGGAUGUAGAGAAGAACGAUGCGCUUUCAAAUGAGAGGGCGUCGGAAGACGUGUUCAAGGCCAUUUUCGGCGAUGAUGAUGAUGACGACGACGAGGAUUGAGCCUUGGCACUAUGUAUCUGCACCAGCGUAUCAUGAUAGACGUGUUGAGUAGCCAUCCGUUCGACGUGUAGGAUUAAUAAUUUACUACUUUAC
This is a messenger RNA of Exserohilum turcica Et28A, 2205 nucleotides long. RefSeq lists its product as uncharacterized. The transcript is spliced from 2 exons. Lineage: Eukaryota; Fungi; Ascomycota; Dothideomycetes; Pleosporales; Pleosporaceae. Bases 319 to 2112 code for a protein of 597 amino acids. Gene Ontology annotation, molecular function: RNA binding. Gene Ontology annotation, cellular component: nucleus. The record is from RefSeq and is a predicted model, not a curated record.